Pelmatolapia mariae (spotted tilapia) is the source of this 751-nucleotide messenger RNA. Its product is annotated as cell division control protein 42 homolog. The transcript has 6 exons. The coding region runs from base 57 to 629 and encodes 190 amino acids. Gene Ontology annotation, biological process: endocytosis; establishment or maintenance of cell polarity; Cdc42 protein signal transduction. Gene Ontology annotation, molecular function: protein kinase binding; GTPase activity; GTP binding. The record is from RefSeq and is a predicted model, not a curated record. Lineage: Eukaryota; Metazoa; Chordata; Actinopteri; Cichliformes; Cichlidae.
CUGAUAGCUAAACCCGCUCCCGGAAUAAGACCUAGCGGUCCAUCGGCUGUGAACAGAUGUCCACUAUAAAGUGCGUGAUGUUGGGUGACCUUGAAGUGGGAAAAACCUGCCUGUUCAUGUCCUACACGGUCAACAAGUUCCCCUCUGAAUACGUGCCCACGGUGAUGAACACUUACUCCAUGACGGUGAUGAUCAGAGAGGAGGAUUACACUCUGAAAGUGUGCGACACUUCGGGCCAUGAUGAUUAUGACAGACUGCGACCCCUCAGCUACCCCGACACUGACAUCUUCCUCGUCUGUUUCUCUGUCGUAUCGCCCUCAACAGUUUAUAGCAUCAGAGAGAAGUGGGUACCAGAGAUUUUAUUCCACUGUCCACGGGUGCCUUUCCUGCUGGUGGGGACUCAGGUGGAUCUGAGAGACGACAGUGUCACCCUGGAGACGCUGGCCAAGAACAAACAGCAACCGGUGACCUUUGAGAGCGGAGAGAAGCUGGCUCAUGAGCUGAAGGCCAUUAAAUACAUGGAGUGUUCAGCUCUGACACAGAAAGGAGUUCAGAAUGUGUUUGAAGAGGCCAUCCGGGUGGUGCUGGAGCCUCUACACAACAAAUCCAGUCGCUGUGUCCUUUUAUAGACACCACAAAAAGAACAAAUGGAGUAAAGGGCAGAGGAAGAGAAGCUGGAGAUGUACGUGGACGUAGAAAAAAGACUAUUAGCCUGGAUGAGAAGAGAGAGAGGAAGGACAGACUCACUUUU